AUGUCUUUCUUGUUGAAAUCAAUGGUGAGUGGGCAGGUGAAGAAUUUAGGACUUGGAGGUGGAAAUGAAGAAAGUAAAGAAGAAGGAAGUUCCUCAGAUCCUGCAGCAGCAGCAGGCAUGACCAGAGAAGAAUAUGAAGAAUACCAAAAGCAGGUGGUGGAAGAAAAAAUGGAACGAGAUAGUAUUUUUGCACAGAAGAAAGCAGAAAGAGCAACUCUCAGGGUCCACUUAAGAGAAAAGUACAGGCUUCCAAAGAGUGAACAGGAUGAAAAUCAAAUACUAAUGGCCGGAGAUGACAUUGAGCUGCCCGAAGAGCUGAAGAAGAUGGUAAAUGAAGAUCAGGAGGAGGAGGAAGUCAAGGAGUCUUUUAUUGGACAGAUUCAAAACCUCCAGAAUAUGGAUGUAGACCAAAUAAAAGAAAAGGCCCAGGCAACAAUUACUGAAAUAAAGCAGGCUGCUGAACAAAAAUGCUCUAUAAUGUGA
This is a messenger RNA of Pristis pectinata (smalltooth sawfish), 483 nucleotides long. RefSeq names its product complexin 4a (gene cplx4a). Bases 1 to 483 code for a protein of 160 amino acids. The transcript is spliced from 3 exons. Gene Ontology annotation, molecular function: syntaxin binding. Lineage: Eukaryota; Metazoa; Chordata; Chondrichthyes; Rhinopristiformes; Pristidae. Gene Ontology annotation, cellular component: terminal bouton; SNARE complex. The record is from RefSeq and is a predicted model, not a curated record. Gene Ontology annotation, biological process: neurotransmitter transport; regulation of neurotransmitter secretion; synaptic vesicle exocytosis.